This is a messenger RNA of Pelagomonas calceolata, 665 nucleotides long. NCBI's taxonomy places the organism in Eukaryota, Pelagophyceae, Pelagomonadales, Pelagomonadaceae. The record is from the annotation of a GenBank genome assembly.
AUGACGAACCAGAUGGUGCGCGAAGUACAACACCGGCGUCGACGAUCCAUGGAAGACGCGCCCCACCGGCCGCGCGCGCGCAGGCGUUCACCAAGGCCUUCGACCACAAGUGGAUGGUCGCCGAGCCCGGCGGCUUGUUCGAAGGCCCGAGCGGCAAGCACUCGAGCCGCGUCGGCGAGCUCAAGAUCGGUGCGUGCUCCGUGUCCCGUGGAACACUUGGGACCCGCCGUACCUCACGCCGCCUCCGUGACGCAGGCGACAUUAUCAAGGCCGACGCCGAGACCUUCGACCCCGACAACAAGAUCAUCUGGAGGCUGCACGCGGACACGCCUGUUGGAGAGAAGGGCAACUGGAUGUACGCGCCCGUGCGCGGUCCCAAGACCGCGGUCCCGCUCAAUGAAGCUUUACUGAAGCGCGUCGAGGACGGCGUCAAGUUCUACAAGGUCAACGGCAAGAAGGGUACCAUCGUCCGCAAGGAGGCGGACAUGAGCAGCGACAAGGUCCAGAUCAUCGAGUCGGGCACGGUCGUUAGUGUUGUAGAGACGACGGAGCUCGACAACGGCAAGGUCCGCUACGAGAUCGACGAGCCUGUACAAGGUUGGGUCACGUCGACGCAGGUCGACCGCUGGUACAAGGAGCUGCCGCGGUCGGCGUUCGCGAAGUGA